Ipomoea nil (Japanese morning glory) is the source of this 576-nucleotide messenger RNA. RefSeq names its product protein CHROMATIN REMODELING 35-like. The coding region runs from base 52 to 576 and encodes 174 amino acids. The transcript is spliced from 4 exons. NCBI's taxonomy places the organism in Eukaryota, Viridiplantae, Streptophyta, Magnoliopsida, Solanales, Convolvulaceae. The record is from RefSeq and is a predicted model, not a curated record. Gene Ontology annotation, biological process: gene silencing by siRNA-directed DNA methylation.
CACGUCAUUGAUUUGGAGGAUGAGGAUCAAGCACAUAAUCUUCCACCAGCUAUGCCCAUUCCUACUGUGGAUAUUUCACCUUCAAUUCCCCUUGUUAUUCUUGAUUCAGACAAUGAAGACUCUGGGAGUGAGAUGUCUAGCUGUCCAUACCAAGGGAAUUUCUCAGAGAAUACUGGUGAUGACAUUCAUAAAAAUGAUACUAUGGAAUGUGAUAAUGCUGGACACCAGACUUUGUUGGGAGGAGCAACUCUGUGUAGCGGAAAUGAAAAAAAAAAAGACAGUGGUGUAUUUGUUGGUGUAAAAGAUGAGGAAAAUGAGCAACCUGAUGAUGAUGGUGUCGAUGAUGUUUGGAAGGAAAUGUCAUUUGUUCUGGAAUACUCGAAGGAUACUACAGUGGAUCUUUUGUAUGAAGACCGUGCAAUUAAGGAUCGCGAAGAAGACUGUGACCACUUUUUCAUAUUGAAGGACGAUGUUGGUACCGUGUGUCGCAUUUGUGGGUAUAUUGAGAAAAGUAUUGAAACAAUCAUUGACCUCCAAUUUGGAAAGGUUUCAUUGGCCCUGUUUGUGGUCAAAUAA